Daucus carota subsp. sativus is the source of this 4005-nucleotide messenger RNA. RefSeq names its product calcium permeable stress-gated cation channel 1. Gene Ontology annotation, molecular function: calcium-activated cation channel activity. The transcript has 13 exons. The record is from RefSeq and is a predicted model, not a curated record. Bases 1289 to 3598 code for a protein of 769 amino acids. Lineage: Eukaryota; Viridiplantae; Streptophyta; Magnoliopsida; Apiales; Apiaceae. Gene Ontology annotation, cellular component: plasma membrane.
AAUGAAAUCAAGGGUUGAUAGUCUUUGAGGAUGGGGUUAUGAAGAAGGAUUGGGAUUUGGGGGUGAAGAGAUUCUAAUCUCUCAUCCGCCUAGCUAGUUUUAAGUAUCCCCUCUUUUAUUGUCUCAAAGGGCACCACUCCUCUCAUACUGCCUACUGCGCCCUAGUUACUUGCAACUUCUGCAGGGACAUGGGUCAAGCAGCUGGAACUUGUGCUGCAGAUGAACGAGAUAGAGUAAGAGGGCUUUCACAGCAUCACAGUGGAGCUAAUCCGCCCAGUAAAGAUAAUAUAGUCGAAAUGUGUUAAUGGGAAUGAACUACAAGCUCUCAACUUCAGCAAUAUGAACUUUUGGGUUUUCUGGAAUCUCUCUUUGCAAAUUAUGCAAUGAAUUCGGUUCCGGACAUCAGACAUGGGACAACAGAAGAUAAGCCCUUGUUACCAACAUUAUCCAAUCGCGCUACUUACAAACUAGAUAUUAAUUAAUUAUUUUCCAAAUGAACGAUGAGACAGUUCUACUAUCUGGUCGGUUGCAUUGGAUUAAAAAAUCAUUAGUAUUAAACAAUGCCCUUACCAGUAAUUUGGAUCCAUUUGUUGUAAACUGAUUGAUUAACAUGUUGCAUAAAAAACAGGCCGUAAUCGAAUAUAGAAAUGUAAAAGAAGAUUAUUUUAUCCCUACAUUAAAAUUCAUCUAAUUUGAUACGACUUCUAACUGCUUCUUCCUUGAAUUGUACCACGUAUCCAACUACUAUGGUUUAUUCUAAUACAAUGUUCCUUAAAUUUUGCUGCUAAUCUCAUUUUAACAUUUUUAAAUUUGCUGCAAGCUCGGUUCCCUCCUGUGACUAAUCACCAUCUGUAUUCUAUCUCAGCUUUGUAUAUACUAAUAAAGUGGAGUUGCAUGAGUAAGCAUUCCAGAAAAAAAGGCUAAAAGAAGUCAUUAGAAUAAUAAGAUUAAUGUUGGCAUUUUAGUUUUUUGUUGUAUAUGGGAAGAGAGUGACUCAAACGUGGUUGUAGACAUGUAUCUUUUCACAGUUCACAUGCUCUUUUCAUAUUCUGAAACUGUUGCUCAUUUUUUAUACACAUAUUCAAGAUUCUUGAAUUUUCUACAAGGCUUGCAAGACUGAUCAAGAUUUGAACUUUGAAGUGAUUUCAAGAUCAAAGACUCAAAGUGCUUCAGGCAUGCACCUAUUUUAGAACAAGAUGCAUAACCAACUUUGUAACCAUUAUCGGUACAUAAAGUGGCAGCUAUGAUAAAUAUGAAUAAGGUGUAAAUAUCUUUCUGGGCCAGAUAUAUGGCUACACUGUCUGAUAUAGGGGUUGCAGCAUCUAUUAAUAUCUUGAGUGCAUUAGCAUUCUUUAUAGCGUUUUCAGUUCUCCGGAUUCAACCAUUUAAUGACAGGGUCUAUUUUCCAAAAUGGUACUUAAAGGGUUUAAGAAACGAUCCACUGCAGACAAGUGCACUUGUACAGAAAAUUCUAAAUUUGGACUGGAAGUCGUAUUUGAGUUUCCUGAAUUGGAUGCCUGCCGCACUGAAAAUGCCAGAGCCUGAACUUAUUGAUCAUGCAGGAUUGGAUUCUGCGGUUUACUUGAGGAUUUACAGGACAGGGCUUAAAAUAUUUAUUCCAAUUGCAGUGGCUGCCUUUUCAAUCAUUGUUCCAGUGAAUUGGACAAAUCGCACUCUUGAGCACUCCAAUCUAACUUACAGCACCAUAGAUAAACUAUCUAUUUCAAAUAUUCCAAUUGGAUCAAUUAGAUUCUGGACACAUUUGGUCAUGUCGUAUGCUUUUACCCUCUGGACAUGCUAUGUGCUGAAGCAGGAGUAUGAAAUUGUUGCAUCAAUGAGGUUGCAUUUUCUUGCAUCAGAACAUCGUCGGCCAGAUCAAUUCACUGUACUUGUAAGAAAUGUGCCACCAGAUCCUGAUGAAUCGGUAGGUCAACUUGUGGAGCACUUCUUCUUGGUCAACCAUCCAGAACACUAUCUCAGCAAUCAGGUUGUGUAUAAUGCUAACAUACUGUCGGGACUUGUUGACGAGAAGAAGAAGAGGCAAAAUUGGCUAGACUAUUAUCAACUGAAGUAUACCAGAAAACUGUCAAAAAGACCAACUAUGAAGACUGGACUGCUUGGCCUUUGGGGAAAGAAAGUGGAUGCAAUUCAAUAUUAUACAUCGAAAAUUGAAAAACUCUCUGAAGAAAUUUUUUCAGAAAGAUUGAAAAUGGCCAAGGAUCCGAAAUUCAUCAUGCCAGCCGCAUUUGUUUCAUUCAAAACGCGAUGGGCUGCUGCUGUUUGUGCACAAACUCAACAAUCUAGAAAUCCAACUGUCUGGUUAACUGAGUGGGCACCUGAACCCCGUGAUGUGUAUUGGGAUAACCUGGCAAUUCCAUUUGUCUCCCUCACAAUAAGAAGGCUUGUUGUUGCCGUUGCUUUCUUUUUUCUUACUUUCUUCUUCAUGAUACCUAUCGCACUUGUACAGUCUCUUGCAAACCUUGACGGAAUAGAGAAAGCAGCACCGUUCUUAAAGCCUGUGAUUGAAGUGAAAGCUGUGAAAGCAUUCAUUCAAGGUUUCCUUCCGGGAAUUGCUUUGAAAUUUUUUCUUAUAUUUCUACCAUCAAUAUUGAUGCUGAUGUCCAAAUUUGAAGGCUUUAGCUCCAUAUCAAAACUAGAAAGGAGAUCCGCUAGUAGAUUCUACGUUUUUCAAUUUGUAAAUGUUUUUCUUGGGAGCAUAAUCGCAGGAACUGCAUUUCAACAGCUAAAUAAUUUCAUCCACCAAUCAGCAAAUGAAAUCCCAAAAACUAUAGGAGUCUCCAUCCCCAUGAAAGCAACUUUUUUUAUAACUUACAUAAUGGUAGAUGGAUGGGCUGGAGUUGCUGGGGAAAUUCUGAGAUUGAAGCCACUGAUAAUGUAUCACUUGAAAAAUUUCUUCUUGGUGAAAACUGAUAAGGACAGGAAAGAAGCCAUGGACCCAGGAAGCAUUGAAUUUUAUACAGGGGAACCUCAAAUACAACUUUAUUUCUUACUCGGUCUUGUCUAUGCUGUUGUGAGCCCAAUUUUACUUCCCUUCAUAGUAGUGUUCUUUGCCCUGGCGUUCCUUGUAUAUCGCCAUCAGAUUAUAAAUGUCUACAAUCAGGAAUAUGAAAGUGCUGCAGCAUUCUGGCCUGAUGUCCAUAGGCGUAUUAUAGUGGCGUUGAUCGUCUCACAAUUGCUUCUUUUGGGAUUGUUGAGUACAAAAGAAGCAGCUCAGUCAACCCCAUUGCUCAUUGCACUCCCAGUACUGACAAUUUGUUUCCACAUAUUCUGCAAAGGUCGUUAUGAACCAGCUUUUCUCCGAUAUCCACUACAGGAAGCGAAGAUGAAAGAUAUAUUGGAACGUACACGAGAGCCAAACCUGGACUUGAAGGAAUACCUUCAAAGGGCUUACGUCCACCCAGUCUUCAAGGCUGGAGAUGAUAAUGAUAGUGAUGCACAAGCUCAAGAAUGGGAAUUGAAGACUACUCUUGUUCCCACAAAACGGACUUCACGGAAAAAUACUCCGGUCCCUAGCAUAAAGAGCUCAGGCUCUACUGGACCCUUAUUAUCUGAUGUUCAGGGAAUUCCAAAUCCAUAAAAUCUGCUUAAAUAUGGUACUAGGUUACUUAGUAGACCGCGAGAUGAUAGAAUAUUAGCAGCGAUAACAAUGCAGCUGUACAAUAGUAGAUGACAGGAGGUAGACUGCUUAGAUAAAUAGCAUUAUGAAAUUUCGUGUUCUGACAAAUUAUGUAGUCAGUUUGGUUGAUCUUGUGUCAGCCAUGGAAAAUGCGACAAAGAGAAUGUUGUAACAGCAGUACUGGCUUUUAUAAAAUACAGUUCCUGCUUGAUUUCUCACCAGUCACCAUGAGUGACAGACUGAGGAGAAGCAUAGCUGCAUAGGGGAGUUUUUAAGCAGGGGUGAGUACGGUACGGGUAAAGUCGUGGUUCCCGAGUUAUCCAGGACAAUCCCAAUUUUCAGAUAUUCAAGAUGUUAGAGAAUCAAAA